AUGUCUCCUGAUAUUCCCAUACCAUCGACGCAUACCGCCAUCAUUCAACAUGGAGGCGGCGAGUUGAAAGUUACUCAUGGCAUUCCCGUGCCCAAGGUCUUGCCCGGAUGGCUCCUCGUUAAAAACGCAGCGGUGGCGCUCAACCCGUGCGACUUCAAGAUGGCCGCCCGGUUCCCCACGCCGGGACUCAAGAACGGAGUCGAUUUCGCCGGUACCGUAGCCGCCGUCGGAGACGGUGUGACAGAAUUCGAAGUGGGUGAUCGUGUUUUUGGCUGCGUUCCGAGCAACAAACAGGACGACCCAGAGUCUGGCUCUUUCGGACAGUAUAUCAAGGUUGAAGUUAUUUACGCCCUCCGCAUCCCGCCGGAUACUUCGUUUGAGCAGGCCCUUGCCUUUGGCCCGGCCUGCGUGUCUACAGUGGCGUUGGCGCUACACGAGUGUCUCAAGAUUCCCGCGACGCCGGACGAGAUUGCCGACUACAAAGGGCACAAGCCAGGUGAGACGGUUCUCGUCUAUGGAGGAAGCAGCUCCGUCGGCCUCAUUGCUAUACAGCUCCUCAAGUUAUGCGGCUACAGCGUGGUUACGACCUGCUCGCCGCACAAUUUCGACCUCGUGAAAAAGUACGGCGCCGACGCAGUCUUCGACUAUCACUCCCCCACGUGCGCAGCCGACAUCAAAGCCUACACCCGCAACAGGCUCAAGCGCGUCAUCGAUCCCUUUGGAGAGGCCGCCACCACUUCCCUGUGCUACGAGGCCAUCGGACGUGCCGGUGGGACGUAUUGCGCCCUCGAGCAGUACCAAGAGUCGCUCUGCACGCGGCAAACCGUCCACCAUCAACUAGUCAUGGGACCCGCCAUCUUAGGGCGAGGUGUUUUGCUCCCCGAGCCGUAUGGCAUCGCGCCCGAUCCGGAGCUUCAUGAGUGGUCGAAGCGAUUUUAUCGAAGCCUCCAGACGCUUAUUCAAGAUGGCACGCUCAAGCCUCUGCCGAUUCGGGUCUUGGAACCGGCUGGCUUCGACACGGUUUUGUCGGGUUUGGAGAUACUCAAGGCGAAACAGGUUUCGGGGAGCAAGUUGGUCGUUCCAGUAGCAGCGCAGUAG
Molecule: messenger RNA, 1098 nt
Organism: Parascedosporium putredinis
Lineage: Eukaryota; Fungi; Ascomycota; Sordariomycetes; Microascales; Microascaceae
Source: the annotation of a GenBank genome assembly